Capsella rubella is the source of this 890-nucleotide messenger RNA. RefSeq names its product eukaryotic peptide chain release factor subunit 1-1. Gene Ontology annotation, biological process: cytoplasmic translational termination. Gene Ontology annotation, molecular function: sequence-specific mRNA binding; translation release factor activity, codon specific. NCBI's taxonomy places the organism in Eukaryota, Viridiplantae, Streptophyta, Magnoliopsida, Brassicales, Brassicaceae. Bases 12 to 875 code for a protein of 287 amino acids. Gene Ontology annotation, cellular component: cytosol; translation release factor complex. The record is from RefSeq and is a predicted model, not a curated record. The transcript has a single exon.
UUUGCUUAAAGAUGGGAAACAUGGAGUCUGAUGACAAGUUUGGUUUUGUUGUAAUGGACGGCAAUGGGGCUCUCUUUACAACUCUGAGUGGUAGCACACGUGAGUUGCUUCACAAGUUAUCUUAUGAUCACCCGAAGAAACUAGGAAGUGGACUACAAGCUGCUCGUAUGUCUUACCUUGUCCAUAUGGAGAUGCUUGACAGUUACUUGAGCAAAAUUGGUGCGCUCGCCACACAGUACUACAUCAAUCCUUUGACAGGCCAGCCUAAUGUGACUGGGCUGAUUCUUGCUGGUUCAUCAGAUGUCCAGGUUCAGUUGAUGAAGCUAGGUCUGUUUGAUCACCGGCUUGUUGCGAAGCUAGUGAAUGUGGUGGAAGUGUCUUAUGGAGUAGAAAACGGUUUCAAUCAGGCUAUUGAGCAGUUAUCUGAUAUCCUGGCGAAUGGAAAGUACACCCGAGAGAGGUAUUUGAUGGACAUGUACUUUGGGGAGGUAAGGAAGCGGCCCGGGAAGUAUGUUUUUGGCGUAGAUGGUACGAUGAACGUUUUGGAGUCUAAGCCGGGUGCUGUCAAGACGCUGAUCGUAUGGGAUAAUCUUGAUAUCAACAGAUAUGUGAUGAAGAACAGUUUAACGGGUGAAACUGUGAUAAAAUACUUGAACAAGGAACAAGAAGGCAACACAGAGAAUUACAAAGACUUGGAUGUAGAGGAGAAGAUGCCGUUACUGGAGUGGCUGGCUAAUGAAAACAGGCGUUUUGGUUGUGCACCAGAGCUAGUAACCAACAAAUCAUGGGAAAGUUAUCAGUUUUGCAAAGGGUUUGAAGGGAUUGGAGCGAUACUUGAUAACCGGAUUGCCCUUGGGGAUGGAGAGGAUACUUGAUAACUAGAGAAGAUU